GGGGGGGACGCGGCUGCUCGGCACGCGUGUCUCCGCGUGUGGCGACGAGAUGACAAUCCUGCGUCGUGCCCGACAUUGCGGGGACAGUCGAAGUGGCCUGACUACCUGCCGGCGACGGAAUCGCCCGUGCGAACCGGAUGCGAGGGACCGUUCAGGUUGAAGGAGCGUGAACCUGCGACAUGACGAAGUCGCCACCCGCGUCUAAGCUGGCGCCAUACAGCACUGCGUGUAACAACACCGUCGUCGCCAGGGUAACACGCCGCCUCGACCGGAAGCAGCGCUACGUCAUUCUGGGUUCCCUCCUAUCAUGGGCGGCGCUGCUCGCGGUUGCCUACAUAUGGGGUCCCUCUACCGUCAGGUUGAUGAAAAGCAGUGGCGAAGCCUUGCGAGCGACGCUGGACUUGAACUUCAAGAAGACCGUCUACUUCUUCCGAGGCGACUACUUUAUCUUGACUGCGGGCGGCCAGUGGGUGCUAACUGUGGGCAGCUAUUGGUUGCUGGGACUGCUCUUCUUGGUUGCUGACGCGAACGAGGCAUUUUCGUGGCUGAGGAGGUACAAGGUACAAGCGACAGAAACGAAGCCGACCCUUCAAGAUUUGGUUCCAGUGGUGCGGCAGGUGGUGUUCAAUCAGGUCUUCGUUCAGCUGCCUGUCAAUGUUCUCUUCUACUGGCUGAAGGAUUUGCGCGGCUUUGACCGGAGCCUAAGACUACCACCCUUGUCUCGCGCCGUGGCGCACUUCGCCUGCUUCGUCGCAAUCGAAGAGGUGCUGUUCUACUAUUCGCACAGGCUUCUGCACCACCGGCUGCUGUACCAGCGCUUCCACAAGAAGCACCACGAGUGGACGGCGCCCGUGGCUAUCACUGCCGUCUACUGCACGCCUCUCGAGCACCUGCUCUCCAACGUCCUGCCCGUGGUGGUAGGGCCCGCGCUGCUUGGAUCGCACCUGAGCGUGCACUGGCUGUGGGCCGUGCUCACGGCGCCCUACGGAGUCAUCGUGCACUCGGGAUACCACCUGCCGCUGCUGCCAUCCCCUCAGAUGCAUGACUUCCAUCACUUGAUGUUCCGAGGAAACUACGGCAUUCUGGGAAUCCUGGACUGGCUGCACGGCACGGACGGAGCCUUCAGACAGAGCGAAGCCUACCAGAGGCACCGGCUGCUGCUGUCGUUCAGGCCCGUCCACGAGCUGUAUCCGGACACAGGCCGACGCGAUUUACUGACCGAACGGCGACCAACGACGCAGCCGCAUGGCUGACGCCGCUGAAGCGUGCGCGCAUUCCUUUCUUUGUGUUAUUUGCCCAUUUAUGAUACCACUGCAUGUCGUCUGGGAUCGCCUCGAAGACCUGGCUGGACGGACUGCGACACGACGAUUAAGGUGGCCUUGUGAUAAGCGAUGGAAAAAGAAAAUUGCGAAUGUCGAGCGCUGCCGUCAUUAACAUCACGCUGUUGGCUGUUGGGUUCAACUCGUUGCUGGUUCAUAACUUUUUUUUCGCGUGCCUGAUGUUCUCUCCACUCAUCCUUCCAUCUUUAUUUCUCUUUCCCUUAGUGUAGGGUAGAAAACCGGUUGUUGUAAUUCUGGUUAGCUGUUCCCUCACUGUAUUAUCUCACUCUCUCUCACCUUCCUUAAAGCACUAUAAUUUAAUACAAGCCAGACAUUCAGUAAGACGGCUAGUGCUAAAAUCAAUCAAUCAAUCAAUCAAUCAAUCAAUCAAUCAAUCAAUCCCAAAACACCGGUAUCUAUCUAUCUAUCUAUCUAUCUAUCUAUCUAUCUAUCUAUCUAUCUAUCUAUCUAUCUAUCUAUCUAUCUAUCUAUCUAUCUAUCUAUCUAUCUAUCUAUCUAUCUAUCUAUCUAUCUGUCUGUCUGUCUGUCUGUCUGUCUGUCUGUCUGUCUGUCUGUCUGUCUGUCUGUCUGUCUGUCUAUCUAUCUAUCUAUCUAUCUAUCUAUCUAUCUAUCUAUCUAUCUAUCUAUCUAUCUAUCUAUCUAUCUAUCUAUCUAUCUAUCUAUCUAUCUAUCUAUCUAUCUAUCUAUCUAUCUAUUUAUCAAAAUAAAUGUAUUCUGAGAGCUUGCUUUAACGACCUCGACAAUGCAGGACAUUUUCGCCGACAGUAGAGCAAAUUUCUGCCGACAAAAACACUUGGGCUUUCGAGGUAGGGUACGGGGGAACAACUAUUUUAAUAAUGGUUCCGCGCUCGUCGCGAAUUACUUCAUCUUUUUUCCCCUCGCGUGUGCUGAAUGCGAAUGCACGGGUGACGACUGGCGGAAAGUGCGCUUCCCCGCUGGACAUGUCCGUGGUCACGUACGGCGUUAAGUCGCAGAAAGAAGGGAGGAGAGGAGGAGAACAAGGCGCGAGAGGCGCGGAGGCUGCUCGGUCUGGAGCCCUUAGCGAAAAUAAAUCUCUCGAGUUCCUCCAGAUUGUCUGUGAAGUCGCUCCCGAGAUUUCGAGUCUGAAACUCGGAAAGCGAUUCUGUCGGCGUGCUUUGAGCGGUGCAGUCGACUGAGAUAAUCAUACGCGAGGCAAGCUGUUUAUUUUGUUCUGCUGCGUUAUUAAAGUCUGUUCACUCCGCGUGGAACAAACUGAGUCACUCGAACUCUGUUUCACGAGCUUAGUAACUACGAGUGCGAGCGAUGCUCUGGUUCCGAGUGUACUACAAAUGAUCGUGACCUAUAAACAUUAAAGUACGGCAGUGCAUCGAAGUAUCGUUUGCCUAAGCUUGCGCGAGGGGUCAGCGGUUAAAUUUUUUUACUCAAUGGGUGGUUGCUCUGGUUAUGUUGCUCUUGUGUGAAGCAAGUACACUUAAGUCAUAGCCCCUGUGUA
This is a messenger RNA of Rhipicephalus sanguineus (brown dog tick), 2814 nucleotides long. RefSeq names its product fatty acid hydroxylase domain-containing protein 2. The transcript has 7 exons. The record is from RefSeq and is a predicted model, not a curated record. Gene Ontology annotation, molecular function: C-4 methylsterol oxidase activity; iron ion binding. Gene Ontology annotation, biological process: sterol biosynthetic process. The coding region runs from base 180 to 1253 and encodes 357 amino acids. Lineage: Eukaryota; Metazoa; Arthropoda; Arachnida; Ixodida; Ixodidae.